GGAACUAGCUGCCUCUUGUAUUUAUCUUGGAAUUCAACUGUGGGACUUCACGACGCCUCUACGCUCAAACAUUGGUCCUUCGAGCCGGAUACUCCCCGUCGCCUUCCCUAUAAGGAAUCCAGCCUUCGAGCAUUGGCGCUUCGACAUUACCACCACAGGAUCCCAAGCAAUUGUGGAAGCACGAGUACGAUUAGUAUUUAAAAUGCUGGAACCACCGACAAUAGCGGAUCUCAGUCAAUUCGAUUUGUUUCGAAUACUCGACUUUGUGAAGAAUAAUUGUGAUCCGACGGACAAAGAAGCACCUUUCAACCACGUCAACUACGCUGACCUCUACAAUUUUGCGGCCACUUGCAAGAGGCAUCGCCGCAUCCUAUGGGACUGGUCUCGGGAUAUGUAUAAGUCGCUUGAAAUCGAGCUGCUCCAAGUUCGUACUUUCAAGAAGCUGACCAUCAAGUUUAAUGAAAUCCACAACGCUUUGGAAGGUGCCUCAAAGGCUAAGAAGGAUUGGUACCUGGAUGUCUUUAUCAGGGCCAUGCUGGGAAAUGAGCAUCUCGAGUGCAUUGAACUAAGCUACGCACCAAGAAAGUACCUCAAUAGUCACGAUGAAAUCUUUAAAAAAAUAUUAAGAGUGAUACAAGGCACUUCUGAUCAAGAGGAGUCACUGAAUCCCUAUCCAAAGAGCAGUGCCAAAGUAAAAGAGAUAAUUGUAAAUAUCGCAGAGUGUGACUUCUUCGGUCUGGGAGAGUUUCGCAAUAUUUCAAAGCUUCGUCUCACUGCCAGAUUUGCCAUGUUCGAUCUGGUUGAGUUCUGUAAGAAUAACCAGUCAUUGUUUAGCUUGGAGGUUAACUCUUAUCUGCACUCAGACCAUGGAAAAUUAACGUACAUCGUUAAACACUGCCCGAAUUUAAAGGAAUUAAAAUUCGUGAUGAACGAUAAUGGGUGGAUAAGAGAUGAGGAAUAUGUGAGGUUGGCAUAUCUGGACAAGCUGCAGCAAUUGGAAAUCAAGAAACCCGACAACAUAGCAUUGGAGACAGAUGUGGAAAUGGAAGAGGACUACCCGUGUAAAAGACCCAGAAUGGAUGCUGAAUACGAGGCUCUGAUCAUAUCAGAGAAACCAAAGGAGGCAAACGUUCCCGCUAGGAGCCUUCUCACAGCCAUCGCUGCCAAGAAAAGGCAAAUACUGGCGCGGUUGAUAUUGAAGUUCGAAAUAGAUGAUGAUUUGGCGGAAACUAUCGCAAAAAUCAAGAGCCUAAGAUUCCUGGAAUGUGGUAUCUACGAUGCAGGAAGUAUUCGACAUUUGGCAAAGCUCGACAAACUCACCAAAUUGAGUCUGCUGAGCAGGGGUCACCUGAUUUCAGCAGAGGUCAUGGAGCUACUAGCCAGACAUAUACCUGUCUCGAGUUUCGAUACCAAAAUUUCGUUCAGCCCUAAGGGAACUCUUUUCAUAGAUUCAAAUGAUCCCAACCUGUUCCGGGAAAAUAAUUUUGAAUUUUUUCUUAAAAUGGAAAACUUUAAGCUUUUGUGGGUUUGCUCCAACAUGCUCACAGCAAUGAACCAUCUUGCCAUCCUGCCAUCUUUCUUGGAAAAUGGCAUAAAGAUAAAAGGCAACGAAUUUUCUGUAUCCUUUGAUCUUGAGUCAAAACAUCUUUAUAUUUAUUGUAUGAAUCAAGUAUUUAUGCAUGAAAAGUUCACACUUCCAGUAGUUAAGAAUCUGCAAUCAUUUUACAUGGAAUCCAGGGCAAUGUCGAUGACAAACAUUCUGAAGUCCCUGAAAACACACUACUCGACAACACUGCGGGAAGUUGACAUUAAUAUGUCGGAAGGCUAUUAUAGUAAUCCCCAUUUCCUCAGUGAAGAAGAUGUCGCUGUCCUUGCUCAGAUAGCCGGCCUCCAAAAGGUUGGCUGUGUAUUACAAAAGCUGAAAUUCAUUCAGCCACUGGCACAGCUGACAGAGCUGGAGAGCUUAAAAGUUUAUUCAGAGCAUAACCCAAGGAAAGUCGAAUUCGCAAGGUGGCUGUUACCCAUUCUGGAAAGGUGCCCGGAACUGGACUAUUUUCAAAUCGCUCUAAAGGAUCUACCCCGGCACCCUAAGAAGCUACCAAAGAAGUUACCAAAGAAGUUCUUUAUUCACCUCGAUAGUGCACUAAAUAGAAGCAGGGUCGGUAGCCCGCAUGAGUUAGAAUUCUGCAUGGUUUCAAGCGCCGACUUCAAAUUAACGGAAAAACAGCGGAAAUUCGUCUUUCAGAUGAGACAGACUAAAAAUAUGAAAUACGCGACUGUGGAGCUCACAUAUCAAGAUGAAGAUGAAUAUAGAGUCUGGAAUUUUUAAAAUUAAUAACAACAAAGUAUAUUUCGUAUGACCGGGACUUAGGUUUAAGCUUUCUUGACUGUUUCCUUUUCCUCAAAACCGUCGUACAACUAUUUAAUAUAAAGCAAAACAGAGCUGAUGUUCAUACAUUGGAAACAAUAGCAUAAUAGAAUAGUCUGAGAAAUGGAAAGUUUCAGUCAUUUCAAGCCUGACUCUGUCAUUAAGGCAAUUAAUUGAAUUCAAUUAUCAGGAUUGAUGCGGAUGCAAAUGCACCAAAGUAUAUGUUAUUCGUAUAUGAUUAAAAAAGGAGAUUCUUGCAUUUUAAUGACAUUAAACACGACCUGCAGAACUCCACCCACAUCGAAAUUACAGCUGUGCUUCAUCUUAAGUAAUAAUUAAAUAAAUUUAAUACGUGUUACACCAAAGGUUUCACAGGAAGCUUUGUACUGUGGAAAUCUGAAAAUAUGAUCGACUAGCUUUCUCUUUAGUUCUCUCGUUUAGUACAAUUGUAGCUUAAGCUACUCUCGCAUUACCUGGAGCUGCCUGUUGGGAAAGGUUUGUAAUUCCAAUAGCAGUUUUUAAGCUAGUCUCAAAUUGAAAUUGACGUUGAAUAGACAACAGCUGGCACUUGGCAUUAGAUUGUCCUGUGUGCGGUGUUGAAAGUGCCUCGGGGCACUGGGCUCGGCUGGAAUGCAAAUUGCGUAUACGCAGCGGGUGCCGGAUGUGAUGUGAGUGCAAUGUGCAAACUAAGCAACGAGCAGUAUCUGUUUUAUUUACGCACUGAAAACUCGUUGAAAACAAUCAAACAUAGAUAGAGAGAGAGAGAGAGAGAGAAAGAGAGAAGGAGAGGGAGAGGCAAUGAAUGCUAAAUUAUUUAGGCUGAGUGCAUUAGUGCCCAGCAGAGAGACUGAGAGACGCACAGACAGACCACAGUGGCAUAAUUUGUCAGCUGUCGGACAAUUUUGUGAGACUGCUGCUAAUUAAAUAUGCCAGAAUAUGCAAUGCCAGCUGAUUCGCAAAGUAGUUGAGUGCCGUGCAAACAGCAGGCGCAGACACAACUAAAUAAAAUAAAAGCCGAGCGUGAUCUGAGCUAGAGUCCAAGCCAAGGCAAAGAAUGCCACAAUCAAGCAAUACAAUACACUCCCCAUCUAAUCAGACAAUGUCAAUGGGUGCACUCAGCUGUGUCUGCCACAGUUUCUUGAUGUUUCAUACUUGUAUUGGUUUUGUGGCUUCCACAUUUGUCAUUAAUUUACGAGUUGGCCUGGAGCUGCAGCUGGCACACAGGACUGAGGCUUUUACUGAAGUGCCACGGAAUAAAAUAUGUGAAUACUUAUUUUCACCUCAAUGGGAUGAUAGGCUCUGACCGCAAUGCUCUCAUUAGGUCAUUGGCAGGCAAAUUUCAACUUAAUCUCAUCUUUAAUCCUUGAUAACGAUAUGCGAAUUUAAUCUCUCUGCUAAGUAUCCGUAUCCAUAUCACGGCAUUUAUUUGCAUCUUAAUUUACUUUAACACUAACUGAGAUACCGGAAUUCCAAAAAUUAUAGAUGGGAGAGGAUUCCCCACACAUAUGUAUAUUUCCUGCGAAAUUCAGGCCAACUUUAAUUCAAAUUCGCAGCCGAGACCCGGAUAUAUGUACAUAUGUGCAUCAUCUCCGGGCUGGGAUAAUCUUUAUUGUUUCACAGUUCAGUGACACAAAUUUGCAGUUGCGAUUGAAUAAAUUCUCACAUUAUUCGGAUUCCAGAGAUUCCACAAAUAUAUCUAUAUUGGCCCAAAAAAAGGCAGACGAUGUGUACAUUUCGUGGCAUGGCCAUACGUGGCAUACACACGUAUUUAUCUUCCGGGUAUCUCUCUAAGGGUCGUUGUAAAUUGGUUUGAAUAGGUCUCUGCAUUAUGUGAAAUUUAUUUACGAGAAAAC
Drosophila obscura is the source of this 4221-nucleotide messenger RNA. RefSeq lists its product as uncharacterized. Lineage: Eukaryota; Metazoa; Arthropoda; Insecta; Diptera; Drosophilidae. Bases 203 to 2329 code for a protein of 708 amino acids. The transcript has 5 exons. The record is from RefSeq and is a predicted model, not a curated record.